AUGCAGUUGAUGGAGAAGUCCUUGGUCGAGACUGACCCGGCUAUUGCUGAGAUCAUGGAGAAGGAGGUUCAGCGCCAGCGCGAGUCCAUCCUGCUCAUCGCCUCCGAGAACGUUACCUCUCGUGCCGUUUUCGAUGCCCUUGGCUCUCCCAUGUGCAACAAAUACUCCGAAGGCUAUCCUGGAGCAAGAUACUACGGUGGAAACCAGCACAUCGAUGAGGUCGAACUGCUCUGCCAAAAGAGAGCCCUCGAGGCCUUCCAUCUCGACCCUGAGCAGUGGGGAGUCAAUGUUCAAUGCUUGAGCGGCAGCCCUGCCAAUCUCCAAGUCUACCAGGCUAUCAUGCGGCCACACGACCGCUUGAUGGGUCUAGACCUGCCUCACGGUGGUCAUUUGUCCCAUGGCUACCAGACGCCUCAAAAGAAGAUCUCUGCUGUGUCAACCUACUUUGAGACUUUCCCGUACCGCGUAAACAUUGACACGGGCAUUAUCGACUACGACCGUCUGGAGGAGAACGCCCUCAUGUACCGGCCCAAGACCAUCGUCGCUGGCACCUCUGCAUACUGCCGGCUGAUCGAUUAUGCCCGCAUGCGCCAAAUCGCCGACAAGGUUGGCGCCUACCUGGUUGUGGACAUGGCACAUAUCUCCGGUCUCAUCGCUGCCGAGGUGAUCCCUACGCCGUUCAAGUAUGCCGACAUCGUUACUACCACCACCCACAAGUCUCUGCGUGGUCCUCGUGGUGCCAUGAUCUUCUUCCGGAAGGGCGUGCGCAGCACCGAUGCCAAGUCCGGCAAGUCUGUUCUUUACGAUCUCGAGGGUCCCAUCAACUUCUCCGUCUUCCCUGGUCACCAGGGUGGGCCUCAUAAUCACACCAUCACUGCUCUGGCUGUGGCCCUGAAGCAAACCAUGACCCCCGAUUUCAAAGCUUACCAGAAACAAGUCCUUGCCAAUGCUAAAGCACUUGAGAACGAGUUCAAGGCUCUUGGUCACCCUCUUGUCGCUGACGGCACUGAUUCGCACAUGAUCCUCUUGGAUCUACGACCUAACUCUCUCGAUGGCGCCCGCGUGGAGGCCGUGCUCGAGCAAGUUAACAUUGCGUGCAACAAGAACUCCAUCCCAGGUGACAAGUCGGCCCUGACGCCCUGCGGCAUCCGCAUCGGUGCCCCUGCCAUGACAAGUCGUGGCAUGGGAGAAGAAGACUUUAAGCGCAUUGCGAACUACAUCCACCAGGUGAUCUCUAUCUGCAAGAGUGUUCAAGCAGGCCUGCCUAAGGAGGCAAAUAAGCUGAAGGACUUCAAGGCAAAGGUUGCUGGCGGUGAGGUCGAGGAGAUCAACACGCUGAAGAAGGAGAUCGCUUCUUGGGCUGUGACCUUCCCUCUGCCCGUGUAG
Cyphellophora europaea CBS 101466 is the source of this 1386-nucleotide messenger RNA. Its product is annotated as serine hydroxymethyltransferase, cytosolic. Gene Ontology annotation, biological process: folic acid metabolic process; tetrahydrofolate interconversion; L-serine catabolic process. The record is from RefSeq and is a predicted model, not a curated record. The transcript is spliced from 2 exons. The coding region runs from base 1 to 1386 and encodes 461 amino acids. Gene Ontology annotation, molecular function: pyridoxal phosphate binding; glycine hydroxymethyltransferase activity; zinc ion binding. Gene Ontology annotation, cellular component: cytoplasm. Lineage: Eukaryota; Fungi; Ascomycota; Eurotiomycetes; Chaetothyriales; Cyphellophoraceae.